Abrus precatorius (Indian licorice) is the source of this 1243-nucleotide messenger RNA. RefSeq names its product fatty acid desaturase 4, chloroplastic. The record is from RefSeq and is a predicted model, not a curated record. The transcript has a single exon. NCBI's taxonomy places the organism in Eukaryota, Viridiplantae, Streptophyta, Magnoliopsida, Fabales, Fabaceae. Bases 127 to 1053 code for a protein of 308 amino acids.
UUUUGCCUUCUACUACCACAAAAUUAGCAUUUCUUCUCACAACCACUAUUGAGUAGCUCCAACUAUUUUAUAUCUUUCAUUUCAUAUACCAUAAUUUGAUUCCUCUUUCACUCUACAACAUCUCCAAUGCCUUCCUUAGUCCAACAGAAGUAUACACCUAAUUUUCACCACCACAUUUGCAAGACCCGCUUGCCCAUUUACUCGGCUCGAGUGUAUUGUUCCUCCACCACCACCACCUCUAAGCCCAAGUCCAAUGUCAAGCAAUUGAUCACUGGACCUCGGCUAGUGCAGCCACCACAAGCGGUGGUUGCCGCUUCUAACCACCGUCCCAUGGACAAUGACCCAAGUUUGCGAUCAACAUGGUCUCAUAGAGCAUGGGUAGCAGCUGGGUGCACAACUUUGCUCAUCUCAUUGGGAGAGUCAAUAAAAGCUGCAAUUGAUAUGCAUUUUUGGGUUGAGCCCAUUUUGGCAGGUUGGGUUGGUUACAUAUUAGCUGAUCUUGGGUCUGGGGUUUACCAUUGGGGCAUUGAUAAUUAUGGAGAUGGCUCAACCCCAAUUGUUGGAGCCCAAAUUGAAGCCUUCCAAGGACACCAUAAGUGGCCAUGGACCAUCACUAGGCGCCAAUUUGCUAACAACAUGCAUGCAUUGGCACGUGCGGUGACAUUCACGGUGCUUCCUAUAGAACUUUUUUGCCAUGACCCUAUUGUCCAAGGAUUUGUUGGGGUGUGCUCUGGUUGCAUUAUGUUUAGUCAACAAUUUCAUGCAUGGGCACAUGGAACGAAGAGCCGGCUUCCGCCACUCGUGGUGGCGUUACAAGAGGCCGGCGUGCUCGUGUCACGGUCACAGCAUGCCGCACACCAUCGGCCACCCUAUAACAAUAAUUAUUGUAUAGUGAGUGGAGUAUGGAAUAAGUUUUUGGAUAAGCAUAAAGUGUUUGAAGCCAUGGAGAUGAUCUUGUAUUUCAAACUACGGGUUAGGCCCAGGUCAUGGAGUGAGCCUGCCUCUGAGUGGAUGGAAGAGAUUGACACCCCUUCUGAAAUCCAGGCCCAAUGAUCUUUGUUAAAUUUUUCUUUUAUUUUUAAACGAUUCAUUGCAUAUAUGUAUCUUAGUAUAUGGUUGUUCUCUUUCCCUCUCUUUUUUUAAUAAUAAAAAAUAAGUAUUUUAUUUAUUUAUUUAUUUUGGUUCAAAAAAGCAUUGUUCACUUGUAGAUAUUACAAGAUUGAUAUAUCUAAUAAUAAGUAGU